UCACGCUAAUCGAGCCUUUGCAGAGGCACGGUCGAAUCAGGCGACCAAGCUCCCGUUCUGCAUCGGCGCCGUCCAGGCAUAUCCUGCAUUGCCUUUCGUCCGCUUCCACGUGCUCUCCGUCGGUUCGGGUGUCGUCCUGUUCUCUUCCGUCCAUUGCUUGCACGAUGACCGGAUGGCGGCGUUAACGAAGAGUUCCACGUUACCCUCCGGCAACUUUGAAGGACACCGGGAAGCUUCCGCGUUUGUCAUGGCCGGCAAUUGUAUGUUGUGUUUGAUCUCUGAGCAUGACUGAAAAUGCAUCUCAGAGCAAUCACAUAAGAUUCGUGGGCGCAUUUGCCGGCAUUGGAAGCGGUUUAACCAAGGUUGCUGUGGGACAUGGGUUUGAUACCGUCAAAACACGAAUGCAAUGUUCUGCGCCUGGAACCUACCAUGGGGCCUUUGAUGUCUUUCGUCAAACAAUCAGAAAUGAGGGUAUCCUCGCAAUUUACAAAGGUGCAACUCCUCCGGCGGUGAUGUGGGCCGCCAUCGAUUCGCUGCUCCUGGGUUCUCUCCAUAAUUACCGUCUGUUUCUCUUUCGAAGCGGGAUGACCGAGCUCAAUCCCGCGACGCAACUUCCCCGCCUAACAAUUACCGCACAUGGACUGGCCGGUCUUCUCGCUGGCUGGACCAGUACGGUCCUUGCUACCCCGAUGGAGCUUUUAAAAGUGAAAUUACAACUUCAAAUGCAAAGAAAUCCUUCCGACCGUCAAUUUAGAGGAACUAUAGAUUGCGCCCGAAAGAUCGUCCGCACCCAAGGAAUCUUCGGCUUAUACAGUGGGUUCACAGGAGCUGUUGUGUGUCGGACUAACUUUUGUUGGUUAUUCCUAUCUUUUGAGGCAUUCAUGCGGGGUUUUGCCAAGCUGCAGGGCACAGCCUUUGAGGUAGCUCUUUCCUACAUAGCAACAGGUCCUGCGAACUUUUUAGCGGGCGGCUUCAGUUCUUUCGCGUUCUGGAUCAUGGCUAUCCCCGCGGAUAACGUGAAAAACCGUAUGAUGGCGUAUCCUUAUCCCAAGCCUUACCCCAUGGCUCCUUCUGAUGUCUUGAUGAAAAGACCAUCAUUUUUGCUUGUUACAAAGAAAAUCCUAGCCACGGAAGGAUAUCGCGGAUUUUUCCGCGGUCUUGGACCUUGUCUCUUGAGAUCUUUUCCGGUCAACGCUAGUGCCCUCUUCGUAUAUGAGUCACUGCUUCGGGCAUUCGGAGCG
This is a messenger RNA of Desarmillaria tabescens, 1241 nucleotides long. Its product is annotated as mitochondrial carrier. The annotation marks the transcript as partial. The transcript has 10 exons. The record is from RefSeq and is a predicted model, not a curated record. Gene Ontology annotation, biological process: mitochondrial L-ornithine transmembrane transport. Gene Ontology annotation, molecular function: L-ornithine transmembrane transporter activity. NCBI's taxonomy places the organism in Eukaryota, Fungi, Basidiomycota, Agaricomycetes, Agaricales, Physalacriaceae.